This is a messenger RNA of Didymodactylos carnosus, 2547 nucleotides long. The record is from the annotation of a GenBank genome assembly. NCBI's taxonomy places the organism in Eukaryota, Metazoa, Rotifera, Eurotatoria, Philodinida, Philodinidae.
AUGAAUUUCCAAGCUGGUGCUCGGAAUCCUUCUCCAUCCUCUUCAUUAUCUUCAUCAAUGAGUUUUGUUCAAUCUCAUUAUCAAAACGAUGCUUUCUAUAACGAUGAUUUAUCGAGUUAUUCUUAUAAGUCAAGUCAGAAAUUAAAACAUCACCAAAGAGUUCAGGAUCCUACUAUUGAACUUUCUUCCAAAUUGGAAUCAGCAGCUAUGACAAAGAAUCCAUUGUUAAUUACGAAGACAGCAUCUUUGUCCUACUCGUCUACAGAUGAUGAUUCUUUAAAUCAGUCAAAAAAAGUUCGACCGUUAGGCACGUGUGUACGAAAAUGUUUAGUAUGUAAACAACUGAAACGUAUAAUAUUGGCAGAAUGUUGUAAAUGUUCCCGAAUUAUUGACCUGGAUCUAAUGGAUUGUUCAUGUUUGGUUAAAAAUAAUCUAGAAAACUUUGUUUGUACAGUAUGUAAUACAAAAUUAACAUUAAACGGUUAUUUGAUCUGUGUAAAUCGUGUUUGUCAAACAACUAUUUCGGCCAUACCAACAGAAAAAUUUUCAAGUAAUAACUCAAUUAUAUCUGGUCAACAAUCAGCGAUAGGCUAUAUCUGUUAUCCAAAAGCUGGUUUAAGAACAAUAGCAAUAAAUGCAAACACACUGAAUUAUCAUCAUCGUGAAUAUUCAUCAUCAUCAGCAGUUGAUUCUGUUAGUAUCACAAAAGAAAAUCGAGAGUUCAUUCCCAAUAUGAUCAGUAUCAAAGACUGUCUGAGUGGAUGUACUUCUGAAAUUGAUUAUUCAUCAUUAUCGUCAACAAGAACUGCAACAAGCUCAAAAUCUCGAAUGUGUGUACACUGUCCAAAAAUGUUUAAUAGAAAUGCAUAUGAUUCGAAUAAAUCACCAUUGGAAUCGGAACGACAGCAAAAAAGUACUUUAAAAUCGAUCGACUUAUCAACAUCAAGAAAUGGCCCUAGGCCGCCAAAUUGUUCGACAAUUCAAGAUCGAUUAAAUAGGCAAUGUCAACGUUAUUCGUCGAAAUUAUCAAAAAUGUAUAAUCAUCAAUCCUCACAAACCCAACAUGGGUGUCUAACGAAUAUAGAAGAAAAUAUCACAUGCGACACUGUAACAUCUGCAGUUAUUAUGAGAAAAGUGGAUGAAACAAAAUAUGAAAGACAAUUGCAAGUGAACACAUUGUCGGAAAAUCUCGAAAACACAUGUAAAACCAAUUCAGAAAUUGAUAUUAGUAUCAAUGUAGAAUCACCAAGAGUAAAGCAUCGGAGAAUCGAACAGCAACCGUCACCUAUUACUGAUAAAUCAUUAAGCGCUUUUGAAAGACAACUGUUAGAUGCCAUUACAGAUCGAGAUGGUCAAAAAUGGGUAGAAUAUGUUAGUCAACUGAAAACUCAAACGAUUUCAUCAACAAGUGAACUGGUUAGAAUAUCAAUUGAAGCAACAGCAAAAUUGUUUCAUAAUAAAAACAUUAAAGAUUUAACAAUGGGUCAAAUAAGACGAAAACUUCGAUCAUUGAUGUUACAAUUAGACGCAAAUGACGAAGAUUUAGUCCACCGCAUUGAGCAACAAUUCACAGAAGAUUUAACAUCGAUAAAAUCAGGAAUAAUGAUGAAAAAUCAAUCAGAUGCCAGAAAAAUUUCACUACAAUCAUUCAACGUCAAAAGUGAUAAACAUCCUAUUACUGCUGUGAGAAAUAUCGUCGAUGAUAAAUAUGAGAAAAUCGAUCGUGAUACUUCACAAAUAUGUGAAAAUAAAAGAAUGACCACAGCGAUUGGAACAGAUCACAAUAGCAAGAAAGAACCAGCCAUAGAUACAGAAAUUACUGUGACCAGAAUUCCAACACUUCAUAAAUAUUUCGGAGACGAAGAGAAUAAAUUAAAAAUACGAACGGCUGAUGAAACGUUAAAAUGUUUAUCUGAAACGUUGGAAUUUCGUAAUAGUCAAGCAGACGUUAUCGAAAGAUCAUUGCCUGCAAAGCCGAUACAAAGUCCAAUCUCUAGUUCAUCCAUAUCAUCGAAGUUGAAGUCAGUUGAAUUUAUCACACAAGACAAAUUAAAAUCAGUUAGAGACAUAAAGUCAAGAAAAGAUGAAGGGGAAGAUCAAAAACCACUGUUCACUCGAGCAGAAGAUGUUUUUAAGAAACGUUUAACUAAUAUUAGUGACUUAGAAUGUCUGAAAACUUCACAAGAACAAAUUGAACAAAUGAAGUCAAGAGAAAAACAAACGGAUUACAAGAAAAAGGAUGCAUUUGAUGAGAAAUCACAAAUUAGUAGAGAUAUUGAUGAGUUAACAAAAGUAAUUAUAGAAGAACCGUCAAUUAAACAAAAUGAAGAAGAAAUCAAAUCUUUCAACACUCUAAACAAAAGUUCUAUAUCAGAAAUUAGGCAGCUAUCGGAUAUAAAAAUCAGCGAAGAGAAAAUGGCUGCUACCAAAGAUUUGUCCCCAGAUGACAAUGCAUCACCAAGAACAAAUGUAUUGGUACACGAUAUAAUAAAUCUGGAAACAAUAAGUCUCAAAAUUGGUGAGCGCCACAUGGAAAUUCUCUCUUAA